ACUCGGCAGGCAAAGAUGGCGGACGCACAGACUGAGAGGGCGUACCAGAAGCAGCCCACCAUCUUCCAGAACAAGAAGCGUGUUCUGCUGGGUGAGGGCGGCGGAAAAGAAAAGCUUCCCCGCUACCACAAGAGUGUCGGCCUGGGGUUCAAGACGCCCAGAGAGGCUAUUGAUGGCACCUACAUCGACAAGAAGUGCCCCUUCACUGGCAAUGUGUCCAUCCGUGGUCGGAUCCUCUCCGGUGUCGUGACCAAGAUGAAGAUGCAGAGGACCAUCGUGAUCAGACGGGACUACCUGCACUACAUCCGCAAGUACAACCGCUUCGAGAAGAGGCACAAGAACAUGUCCGUCCACCUCUCGCCCGCCUUCAGGGACGUGCAGGUGGGAGACAUUGUGAUCGUGGGGGAGUGCAGACCGCUCAGCAAGACCGUCAGGUUCAACGUCCUCAAGGUCACCAAGGCAGCCGGCGCUAAGAAACAGUUCCAGAAGUUCUAGAGGGUGGCAGAGAUUGAAGGCUGAUGACUCGAGUUGUCUGGGUUACUACUCUGGCUCACUUGUACUAUGUCUGUUUUCAAUAAAGGAAAUGCUCGAUUUAAA
This is a messenger RNA of Anguilla rostrata (American eel), 597 nucleotides long. RefSeq names its product ribosomal protein S11 (gene rps11). Gene Ontology annotation, molecular function: structural constituent of ribosome. The transcript has 5 exons. Gene Ontology annotation, cellular component: ribosome; cytosolic small ribosomal subunit. Bases 16 to 495 code for a protein of 159 amino acids. Gene Ontology annotation, biological process: translation. The record is from RefSeq and is a predicted model, not a curated record. NCBI's taxonomy places the organism in Eukaryota, Metazoa, Chordata, Actinopteri, Anguilliformes, Anguillidae.